Messenger RNA from Adelges cooleyi (spruce gall adelgid), 865 nucleotides. Its product is annotated as DNA oxidative demethylase ALKBH2-like. The record is from RefSeq and is a predicted model, not a curated record. Gene Ontology annotation, biological process: DNA repair. Bases 162 to 809 code for a protein of 215 amino acids. NCBI's taxonomy places the organism in Eukaryota, Metazoa, Arthropoda, Insecta, Hemiptera, Adelgidae. The transcript is spliced from 3 exons.
AAAAAUAUUACCAUUUCCAAGUUAAAUCUAUAAUAACAUUAAUUGAACUUUUCACUUUUAGUUACUGUUAUAUUAUAUUUUUUAUGAUAAGAGAAUAAUUAACAAUAAUUAUAUUAUAAACAUAACUUAUAAGACAUCAAUAACAAUAGAUAGUAAGCAAUAUGACACUGUACGAAAAACUGAUGAAAAACAAACAAUCGACACGUUGGAAGAAGGUGGUUGCCGAGAAUUUGGAUUUGGAUUAUUGUGAGAAAUUUUUGAAUUUAUCUGAAGCCACUGCGCUAAUGGACUACAUGGAGAACAACGUGCAAUACUUAGACGGUAGAUUGACUCAAGUGAAAGUGUUUGGUGUGUAUCAUCCGAUACCAAGACAACAAGUAGCGUUUGGCGACGUAGGUGUUACGUACAAAUUUUCAGGCACAGUCAUUGCAGCACAGCCGUGGCCUCAACCAGUGCUCGAGUUGAAAAAAAAAAUCUCUUCCGAACGAGGAAUUAAUUAUAAUUUUGUUCUAGUAAAUAGGUAUAGGAAUGGUGAUGAUCAUAUGGGCGAGCAUAGGGAUGACGAACCAGAACUGGACAAAAUGAUCCCUAUUGCAUCGGUGUCUUUAGGACAAACUAGAAAGUUUGUAUUGAAACACGGAGAUGUUAAAAAGAAAUUGCGAAAAGUAGAAAAUAUAAAAUUAGAUUUACAUCACGGAAGUUUGUUGUUUAUGAAUUGGCCUACUAACGAGUACUGGUAUCAUUCAAUACCUAAGGAAAAAGCGGCUACCAAGGUAAGAUUAAAUUUCACAUUUCGUAAAAUUAAAUAAAAAUAUAAAUAGUUAUAAUAAUAUUUGUAAAAAAAAAAUAUAUAUAUGUUAAAGUA